AUUUUGUACAGAAGCGCACACUACCGGUUGUGCGUUACUCAUGUCCGAAGGGAUAAUCACCUGUAGUGUGCAUAGUAUUUGCUCUGUGAUCGAUGAAUAUACUGCUUGCCGCGAUGUCAAGAAUUUAGAAAGACAAUUCACUUUGUUAUACCAGUGCAUACAAGACAGCGACCUACCUUAUGUGGUCCAGUGGAUGUGUAACUGGCUAGGAAAACUUUGUUUAUUAAGUGACGGUAGUUUAGUUCUCGUAUUUGAACAAAGUCUACUUGAAAUAUCCGUUUCAUUUGACUGUGAUCAGUGUGUUCUUCUUCUUCAGAGUUGCCUUAAUACCUUCAGUAAUGUGGGAUAUUUUACUCGAAUUCUUAAAGCUUUAUCUGUUUGUGCUAUUAAAAUCGAAUUAAAAUACUUUGGCCGAAUCAAGGAAUCCUUUAAUUCAUGUGAGGAUGCAGUAAAAAAAUUUGCUGACGAAGAUUUAUUCUGUGCACUUCAUGCAUCUGCUGACUUAUUUAGAAAUUUAAUUUCGCCAACUUCAGUUAGGCUGUUAAAUUCUGCCGAUAAGUGUUUUUUACGGCGUCAUACUUUGUACAUGAUUUCUAUGUUAUUGUACAUUGAUUCUAAAGACAAAGAAGAGCUACUUGUUCUUUUUGUGAAGAAUCUUUCGAAUGUAUGUGAAGGAUUGUACACGUUUUAUUUAUCAUGUCGUAGAUUACUUCUCACAUCGCCGGAUACAGUUCUAUACGGAAAAACAGCUGCUUCCUUUAUGGUACCAAGUUGGAUCCAGUUACUGCACUACUUCUUUACUAGUCAUACAUAUGAACUGUACAAGUUUUGGCCAUUAGUUUUUACUCAUGAGUACUGGAUCGACUUAAUCUGUCCUUUUGUAUAUUUCUUGCUCGAUGGAUCCGGGCGUAAUCCGCGGUUUAGAAAUUGUAAAGUUGGUUUUAUGGACUCUAGCGAACAAAAAGUUCACCCUGACAGAUACUCCAGGUUAAGACAAUUCUCCAUGGAUUUUAUUGAAAGCCUUUUUAAAAGAUACCAUUGUUCUCUUCAAUUUGCUUGGUGGGAUCCUCAUCGGCUUAAGUUGUUAGAGUAUCUAGAAGUUGUUGCUACCGAACCAGUAUCUGAUGAAACUCUUCCAAAUCAUAUUACCCAAGCAAUCGGUUGUAUUGAGCAAAUAGUCUCGUCGUCAACCUACCUCGCUCGAUUCCACAUCUAUGCUAAAUUUCUGGGACCCACUCAAAAUCGUGUACAUCAUGGUUGGCGUGGCCAUGUGAUCAUUUUAUUUAAAAAUCAUUUACACAGCCUUGUGCAAAGUAUUAGUGAUUCUAAAGCUCAGUCUGAAGUAACUGACCCAGAAAAUAGUGCUAAUUCGUGUUACUCAGAAGACGUCAAGCGUAUAUUUAAAUACACAUUCACGUAUCCACUACCAUCCAGUUCACAGGAAGAUUUAAUUGAUGAAAGCAGCUGGUUAUUAUCCGCCCUGAACUUGGCUAUGUAUGUGUUUAUGAAGUUCAAAUCAUACCCUUCACCACUAAUAUCCUACAUUGUAAAGCUUAUGACCAAUACUUCUGAUAGGAAAAUAAGUUACUUUAGCGAAUUUCUGUGUAAUUUAAAGUCACGUUUAGAUCAACAUAUUGUUCAGUAUCAAACACGUAUUUCUGCACUCCAAACGACCUUGCGCAAUACAGGUGAUACUACAGAAGCAAAACGUUUAACAUCAGAACUUGGCGUUCAAGAAAGUGUCAUGCUUCGUUUGCGUCUUUUGGAAAUGACUUUCCAUCAAACUCAGACGUUAUAUCUACAAUCCAAAUCUAACGGUUACAUGUAAAUGGGGGACUUGUUUUUGUAAUGCUCGUUUUGUAAAUAAAAUUUUAUUCCCGUACUCCUUGUUAUAAUCUCAAUCGUUUUAUUGGUUUGUAGCUCCACAUCUUGAUUUUAGGUAGUCAUUUUUGUUAUUCGAACCAAAGAAACUAUGAUUGGACGCUUCGUUAUUUCUGGAGGACGACAACUGAAAUUAUGUUCGUUUGUCCUGUCUGCAAACAGUAGCUCUAAAUACAGAAUGAUCACUGUAGUAUCAUCCACUGUCCAUGUUCCUUUGCAAAGGUUGUGUCAGUUAUCUUCUAUCAUAUUCAGUGAUCAUAACAAAUUACACGGUACUGAAACCCAUCAACUCGUACUAGAUUCAAAUUUGAAGGCACGUGUUUUGGAAUCCACAUUGGCCUAUGUCCCGAAAUAUGGUUGGUCACGAGAAGCGGUUGAGGCUUGUUGUCAAGCUGAAGGACUACCUUCAGGAUUACAUGCCUAUGUUGCACCUCAAGGUGGAAUUGACACAGUUUUACACUUCUAUGCUACACGUAAUCAACAGCUGGCUGAAGUCAUGCAGCAAUGGAGGACAACUAGUGAUAGUACAAACAAGAAUAUUGAUAUUAAAGAAUCAGACUUACCUCUAUCAUCAUACCCAUCUACAGCCGCUGAAGUAGAUCACUUUUUAUAUCGUUCUUUGGAAUAUCGACUGAAACUAAUUAUACCAUAUUUAAGUGUUUGGCCUCAAGCUUUAGGCUUGUUAUCUUUACCUACAAAUAUUCCUUUAUCUAUUGGUAUGCUUGCUCAACUUGUCGAUGAAAUAUGGGCUCAAGCAGGUGAUCGUUCAACUGAUAUAUCAUGGUAUGCUAAACGUCUGGGUGUUGCUUAUGUGUACAAUUUAACAGAAUUGUAUAUGUUACAAGAUAAAUCACCGGAACUUUCAGAAUCAUGGAUAUUUUUACGUAAACGAAUUGAAGAUUUACGAUCUAUGAAACAGAUGAAUUUGAAGGCUGCAUCAAGUAUGCUUACAAAUGGUGUUUUAGCUUUUGGAAAUGUUACUUGUAAUAUUCUCGGAUGGAAUCGUAACAAUUAGAAUGAGAUGUUUGUUUCUUUUUGUGAUAGGAAUAUUCUCGUUUUUGCUGUUUCUUACUUUUUUUCAAAGUAGAAGAUAAAAACCAAGACUCUUUCUACUCAAUUCUUUUUUUGCUCUUCUAUUAGGUUCUGUAUUUAAAAGCUUCGUAUCUAGUGAUUAUAGUUGUAUGCCAAUAUUAUUCAUAACGUAACUGUGUGUACAUUUUAUACUUGUGUUUUAUUAAUUUAUCUUUUAUAUUCUUUAUAUAGAAGCAGAAAUAAAAACGAAAUAUACAACUACUAAUUGUGGUUUACUUCUUUUAUUUACUGAAUGUUUUUUUUGUUUUUGCAUAAUAUGACGAUUUCGAUAGAAGGUUUGUGGAAAUUUAUUCAUGUCAUAGUUUACAUUACAGACUGAUCUUAUUCAGACAAUUGGUGAAAAUCAGAAAACACUGAUGAGCUAUUUCAUCCUAGUAUUGUGGUGUGUGUUACUAAUGUCAAUAGAUAUAGGUAGUAUGUAUCACCAAUCGAAAGUGGAAUGUCUAGCGGCAGAAGGUUGAGAAAAUCAAAAAGAAGAGAACGAGAACAGAAAGUGAUCAGUAUGGAAACGAGAGAACAGCAAAAUCUGAGACACUUGAUGGAUCUUCUGCAAAUAAAGUACUUACUGUAUGAUUCUAGGAUUUUACCAAGACAUUCUGUAAUUUUUUAUUCAAAUACAUUUGGUUGUCAGCACUUUUGUCCUCGUUCACAACAGUAUCGCGAAUUAAUUGGUACUGAAUUCCCACUCAUUGAUGUUAAGGCUAAGCACAUACGUCUCAAAGUUGUUAGAUUCCUAGUGACGUUGUAGAUGCCCAUUAGCUGAGACGUUCGUUACUGGUAUGAAACAGCUGUUGACGGCUACUAAUGAUUAUUUAAUUAAAGUUGGUUUAUGAUUACAAUUGUUUAUCCAUUUUUCUAUUUACUUUUAGGCUUCGUUGUUUCAUGUGAAUGGCAUCAGGUUUUCGUAGUACCGUUUGGGAUCCAAUUCUAAUUAUCAGUCAAAUUGUAUUUAUGCAAUGUAUAUUUUAUAUAUCUGCCGGUUCCAUUUCUGGACUUCUACUAAUAAUCAUUUCACAUAAUUUACCAACAUUGGAUAUGAUUUUUAUUGAUACGAAAAUACAUUUCCCCGAUUCAAUCGGUAUAUGUCUCUUUAUUGGUUUUCUAUUAACUCCAUUAAUAUGUAGUAUUGGAUUAUGGUUUAUUGUAAAACGCAGUAAACAAUGUCUUGAUUUUUCAUGUACUAUACAUUUUUGGCAUUUUAUAUUUUGUAUUAUUUAUUCGCAUAGUUUCCCUCAAUCUAUACUUUGGUGGAUUGUCAAUUUAUUAUCAAUUGCUAUAAUGACAGUAAUGGGUGAAUUUUUAUGUAUGCGAAGUGAAAUGGCUGAGAUUCCUUUAAGAUCUACAUACAGUGUUAGUUGAUUAUAUAAUCAUUAUCACAUGGUUAUUAUUUAUACUAAUUACAUUAUUUGUGUUUUGAUUUUUGCCAUUCAUAUAUUUAUUAAGAUUUUAUUUGCUUUAUGAGUUAUCGUAACUUUAUUCGUGAUAAAUAUCUGUAUCAUUUCCUCCAUUCUUAAAUUGGUUCAGCUUUACGCCUCUUGUUAUCAUUGUUAUUUUUUUGAUUAAAGAUUGUUUUUAUUUGUUUAGUUAUGUUGUGUGUCGUUUAAUUAUCAAUUUUUAGGAAAAAGAAUUUUCUCUUCAGUAUAACCAACCCUCAACUGAAUUUGUGACUAAGUUCUGAAUUUCGAGAUUUUUAUUGUUGAUCGUUGUUUAGAAAUUGAGGUUUUUUCCGAAAAAGUAGUUACACUGUAUCGACAUUUCUUCAGUU
Schistosoma haematobium is the source of this 4738-nucleotide messenger RNA. It is a transcript of the gene SYS1, whose product is annotated as Integral membrane protein of the Golgi. Gene Ontology annotation, biological process: Golgi to endosome transport; Golgi to plasma membrane protein transport; protein localization to Golgi apparatus. Bases 3862 to 4332 code for a protein of 156 amino acids. Gene Ontology annotation, cellular component: trans-Golgi network; Golgi membrane. NCBI's taxonomy places the organism in Eukaryota, Metazoa, Platyhelminthes, Trematoda, Strigeidida, Schistosomatidae. The record is from RefSeq and is a predicted model, not a curated record. The transcript has 7 exons.